AUGGCUCCCUCCCUCAGCACACACACCUCCUUCGUGCGCCCCCGCACCGGCGACCGCGACCAAAACGACCAACCCCUCGUGAUCCCCAGCCGCACCUCGUCGCUGCACUCGCGCAUCACCCAGCCCAUCCCCUCUACCCUGAACGUCAAGCCGCAGCAGCGCACUCCCAAGACGCUGACACAUGCCUACAUGGUGUGUGGUGUUGGGCGCGAGCCCGCGCAGUGGGUGAAGGCGCCGGCGCCGGCGCAGGGGAAGAUUGGGCAUAUGAAGGGGGCGGUGGGGCAGUUUUGGCUGCCGGAGAUCUUGGGGAGUAGCCCGAGGUUGGAGCAGGAUAAUGAGAAUGCUAGGGCGUUGCAUUCGGCUAUGAGGGCUUGCUUCCCUCAUGAUGUCGAGAUUUGCACUGGACGAAGCCAGCCGCAUUGCGUGCACCACUCUUUCGUCCUCCAGCAGGACUCCUCCCACACCCUCUACGGUAUCGCGCUCCGCGUCUGGUCGAGGGCUGACGAGAAGCGCGCCGAGACCAUCAGGGACCUCCGCAAGAGGACGGAAUCCGACUUUUACGACCCCGCCGACGAGACAUACUGGAUCCCAUACUGCCUGUCCUUCCUCUCCAGAUACCCGCUCUACGACCUGCUCGGCGACUACCUGCGCGGCAUGUGGAUCCACUGGAACAAGGCCACCAACCUCUUCCACGCCGAGGAGGUCUCGCGCAUCCUCAGCUUCCCCGCCCCGCGCCUCAACGACCUCGUCCGCAUCGACAUGAAGGACUACGCCCUCUGCUACCAGUUCCCCUCCUCGCCCACUGGCUUCCAGAACUUCGCCAUGUGGCCCCUCUUCUCCUGCCUCUCCAUCCCAAACAUCGUGGGCGUCAUAGAGGCCGCCCUGUCGCCCACCCGCCGCAUCAUCUUCGUCAGUCACUACGCCGCUAUGCUGACCGUGGCCGCUGAGACGAUCCGCUACUGCGUCCGCGUCUACGAGUGGAGCGGUCUCUACGUCCCGGUUGUGCAUGCUAGACAUGCCACCGAGCUCGUGCAGGAGCCGGGCCCAUAUAUCCUCGGUAUCACCGCUGAGUGCAGGACUCUCUUCACUGCGCCAACCGACGCCCUUGUCGUCGACUUGGACCGCAACUUUGUCCUUACUUCCAGCUCACCUUCCGCUCUCAAUGCUGGCCAGCGCACCAAGAUGGUUAACCGCAUGACCCAGGCUCUUAACGGCGACAUCACCCCAUCUGGCGUUCCUCAGCACCUCAGAUCCGCGUACGGAGGCGGCAAGCUCGUCCCAGCUGGCCAGAUCAUCGUCAUGCGCGGUGAGGUCGAGUCGAUCCAGAGUCCAGAGUGGUGGAACCAGGAUUCCAUCAUGGCGGUCAUGGACCACGUCUGCGAGAAGAUGGGCAGGAAUACCGGCAUCAAGGCCGUCUUCGGCGGAGCCGUCAAGAAGCCUCUGAUGACCAAGGUGUCGAUGCGCCACCUCAACGAGAUCGUCAGGGAGCGCAACCAGUACUCCCGCGACGCGCUCGAGGCAUGGCAAGAUUUCAUCAACCUCAAGGGCAGAAUGGACACCGAGCUCGGCAAGGUCACCAAACGGAACAACUUCCUCGUCGAGGAGCUCGAGAGCUGGAAACAGCAAUUCCUCAAAUUCCAGGCCUUCGCUGAACAGCUCACCAAGGAGACCACGGACCUCAAAGCCAAGAUCGAGUCGCACAAGCGCGAAGCCCGCCGCCUCACCACCCUCAUCGAGCAGCAGAAGGACGACAGCGCGCGCCUCACCGUCCGCCUCUCCGGCACCGAGAAGCAGCGAGACGACGCCCUCGAGGCGCUGGUCCUGCAGCAGGAGAUCGCCGAGGAGCUCGAGCGCGAGCGUAAGCGUAAUAAGAAAGAGCUGUCCCAGCUGCAGCACACUAACACUACUAUCCUCCGCCAGCGCGACGAGGCGCAGCGUGUUGUUCUUCAUCUCCGCUCGCUUAUCAGCGGACAGACUCACCAUAUGGAGCAUAUUGUCCGUACUCUCGGCAAGGACGAGCUGGCUGAGUACAUCGAGAACGGCUACGACGACGAGGACCUCGAGGACAUUGCCGAGGAAGCGCCCCGUGACGCCACCACCACCACCGGCGAAUCCUCCGCCGACGCCCCCGACUCCCGCGCCUCCUCCCGCGCCCUCUCCCGCGGCGCCGACGUGUCCCCGGAGAUGGAAACGCGCCUUUACAACUCCCCCUCCGCCAGCGCGCGCAACUCCAAGCGCCUGAGCAACAUGUCCAUCAUCGACGUCGCGGACCGCCAUCUCCGCGACAAGACCGACGCCAUCGCGCACAUCAUCCGCAACAUCAGCGAGCAGUGCGCCGCGGCCGUUGAGGGGCUGCAGCUUGCUCAUGAUGCUGGUGCGGAGGCUGAGGCGAUUGCGAGACAGCAGAGACGACUUGCCGCGCAGAGUAGGCAUUCUACGGCUAGUGUGGCGAGUGUUAGGAGUGCGGCGAGUGCGGCGAGUGUGGCGAGUGAGGAUGGGGAGGGGGGGAGUGAUGUGGAUGAGUCGUCCCUUUUGCAUCCGGGGCGCGCGUCGAGCAUCCCGCCGACGCCGGAUUUGAUACAUAACCGCUCCAGCACGGCUAUGUCGAUCGCCUCCGUCACCACGACCCCGGAGCGCGGAUCAGCGCAGUACUCCGACCUGCCCACCAAAAUCGCGGAGGACUCGGAUGAGAGCGAGGAAUCAUCCACCUCAACGCCGCAGCAGACGGAGGGGAUGCCGACAAAGGGGCGGCAUGAGUCUCUCCUCCACCGACCGAGUGGAGCGAGGAUUAGUGCGCUGGGUGGACAUUGACUCGUUGGGUUUAAACCGCAGAGGCCGGAUAGUGGGGGGAGACCUGAUAGCCCUAUCUUUGGACGGGGUGGUGGGGGGGUAGUGAGGCGGGUGUUAGAGACGGCGGG
This is a messenger RNA of Pseudogymnoascus destructans, 2918 nucleotides long. RefSeq lists its product as uncharacterized. The record is from RefSeq and is a predicted model, not a curated record. The transcript has 2 exons. Gene Ontology annotation, biological process: regulation of Rab protein signal transduction. NCBI's taxonomy places the organism in Eukaryota, Fungi, Ascomycota, Leotiomycetes, Thelebolales, Thelebolaceae. Gene Ontology annotation, cellular component: cytoplasmic vesicle. Bases 1 to 2811 code for a protein of 936 amino acids.